Messenger RNA from Rhinichthys klamathensis goyatoka, 1640 nucleotides. It is a transcript of the gene stm, whose product is annotated as starmaker. The coding region runs from base 99 to 1625 and encodes 508 amino acids. The transcript has 18 exons. Lineage: Eukaryota; Metazoa; Chordata; Actinopteri; Cypriniformes; Leuciscidae. The record is from RefSeq and is a predicted model, not a curated record.
ACCCCCUCCGAGAGUAUAAAACAUCUGAGAGCAGCUCCAGUCGGGCUUUAGACCUGAUCACCUGCGUCAAUCUCACACUGCAUUCCUGUGCUAUUGCAAUGCUGUCCCGGACGCUGGUUGUCCCGUUGAUCUUUGCAUUAGUGGGCGUCUCUAUUUCUGCACCAAUAAACGAUGGAACAGAUAAUGACGAGUGGGCCGCAGCCCUGUCAGAUAUCUUCAUUGGUCAGUUUACUGAAGCUCUUCCAACUCCAGUCCCUGUAAAUGGAGACUCAGGAACUACGGAUGGGAAAGAUUCAUCAGAGAAACAAGGAGGUCCCAGCGACUCGUCUGACACUACUGAAAAACCAGAGGCCGAUGGAGCUCCUGACACACCAGACACAAACAGUGACACAAGCCUGGAUGAAGCCACCAGCGGCCCAGACUCCACAGACACAACAGAUAUUGAUGUGGACAAAGACACAGACACAGAAACGAAAACAGAAACCGAUGCAUCGCAGCAGAAGACAGGCGAUUCAGAUGAGACCAGUGAGAAACCAUCGGCGGAGGACAGCACAGAUGCAGAUCGUGUUGAUACAGAUUCAAAGGAGAAGGAAUCCGCAGACUCGGAUGAGAAGGUGGACACUGGUUCGGUCGACACAGACGGGGAUUCUGCUAGUGUGGAGAAGAGCGAGUCUGAUGACUCGCCCGAUGAUGCAAACAAAACUUCGACAGAAGGUACCGAUGACUCAUCUGAGAAAGAUUCAGACACAGAUGAGCAGCAGGACUCUGAUGAUUCUGACAAAGACAAAACAGAUGGAGACACAGAUGAAAAGAGCGACGAGAAAGACGAGAAAGACUCCAGCAACGACUCUAGCAAAGACUCAGAGGACGAGGGUCGAGAAACCGCCGAGACGCCAGAGAAAGGCGACACGGACAGCGACUCGGACACCGGCGAGCUGAAAGAUUCAGACGAUUCCAAAGAGCAGGAUUCAGAUGUGAAAGACACAGACAGCACCGAGAAGAAAGAGAAAGACCCGGACUCUGACAGCGACACUCCGGACCGGGACACGGCAGACUCCUCUGAUAAAGCAGACGUCGAAGACAGCGCUGAGGAUAAAGACGAGAACACCAGCGACCCCAAAGACACGGAAGAUGAUGGAGACAGAGAGAAGGACGACAAAGAAGAGAAGGAGACCAGUGACAAGGACAGCGACGAGGGAAAAGAUAAAGAAGAUGAAUCCAAACCAGACGAACAGGACAAGGAGGACGCCGCCUCGAAAGAAGACGCCACAGCCAGUCAGUCUGACGAGAGUCAGCGGGAAGAGAAGACAGAAGACAAACCAGAUUCUGACAACUCCAGCCUGGACUCAGACUCGGACUCUGACUCAGACUCGGACUCGGACUCGGACAGCAAUGAUAAAGACCAGGGCAAAGACAAGAGCAGCACAGAGUCCACAGACACAGAGAGCUCUGAUAGUGACAGCAAGAGCGUCACGGACAGCUCCGAGACAGGAGGGGAAGACACUGAUGAAGACAAGGACUCCAGUGUGGAAAAAGAGAAGCAAGAUUCUCCUGAAGCUGCAUCAAUAGAGACAAACGAUUCUGCUGAUUCCCUUGGUAAGCCAAACCACAGCAUUCCCUGUUAACAUGUUCUGUGAAGA